CUCAAACAGCAUUUCAGCUCGGUUUGUCCCGCUUUCUUGCAUGUGAAAGACUUCAAGUGAGUCCGGAUCAAACGGAGCACAGCCAGAUGACACUGGAUUCUUAACAGGUUUACAGCUAUGGGUCCUUCAGUGAAAAGCAGUAGUCCCAUCACUACACACGUGCUGAACACCGGGGACGGGGUCCCAGCGGCAAGAGUGGCCCUCAGUCUACACCGCCUGGACCCCCGCAUGGCCAUCUGGAACCUCAUAACUAUCGGCUGGGAAGUUGUGAACACAAAUGAGGAUGGCUUUACUCCAGGAAUGUACAAGAUCCGCUUUGAGACGGGCCAGUACUGGGAGAGUUUGGGACAGUCCAGCUUUUACCCAUAUGUUGAGAUACUCAUACAGCACCUACAGAGGGAGCUAGUGAGCAGCCAACGAAACAGAAACACUGGACUCACCAAACAGUGUUUGCAUUUGUCAAGACUUUCUCAAAAAAUAUGUUUCAUGAUUGUGAUGAGUCCAAGAAACCUCCUCAAGCAGCAGCUUUCAACUUAAAACAACACCC
Messenger RNA from Sinocyclocheilus rhinocerous, 547 nucleotides. Its product is annotated as 5-hydroxyisourate hydrolase-like. The coding region runs from base 118 to 537 and encodes 139 amino acids. The transcript is spliced from 6 exons. NCBI's taxonomy places the organism in Eukaryota, Metazoa, Chordata, Actinopteri, Cypriniformes, Cyprinidae. The record is from RefSeq and is a predicted model, not a curated record. Gene Ontology annotation, biological process: purine nucleobase metabolic process.